Molecule: messenger RNA, 503 nt
Organism: Malania oleifera
Lineage: Eukaryota; Viridiplantae; Streptophyta; Magnoliopsida; Santalales; Ximeniaceae
Product: metallothionein-like protein 4B
Exons: 2
Coding region: 59-322 (87 amino acids)
Molecular function (GO): zinc ion binding
Source: RefSeq, a predicted model, not a curated record
AAAUUAAACUGGAGCAGUAUGAUAGAAAAGACGAAGAAGGUUGGGAAAGAAAUAAGAAAUGGCGAAUGUGAGUCGGACAGGCGUGGUGGUGUGCACGGACACCUGCGGCUGCCCCGCGCCGUGCCCAGGCGGCGAUGUUUGCAGGUGCGUGGUGGUGGAGACAGGAGCGAGUGGGGAUCCGAACAUGGAGCACAAGCGGUGCACGUGCGGGGAACACUGCGGGUGCAACCCCUGCACCUGCUCCAAGACCGAGAUCGCCGGGACGGGGAAGGCUUUCUGCAAGUGCGGCCCCGGUUGCACGUGCGUCACAUGUACCGCCUAAACCUCUUUAUCAGGAAUCAGUUACCAAACAAUCGUGUUCCCGUCUGUCUUUGUCUGGCCCAUGGAUCUGUAGAUACUCUACUGGGUCUGUCCAGCAGUGGCUGAUAAAUAUGUCUGUGUGUGUAUCAACUGUGUAGAAUUUUGAGGUAUAAUGGAUAUACGAUACAAUAAUAUUCAUAAAA